Molecule: messenger RNA, 1547 nt
Organism: Pomacea canaliculata
Lineage: Eukaryota; Metazoa; Mollusca; Gastropoda; Architaenioglossa; Ampullariidae
Exons: 10
Coding region: 353-1318 (321 amino acids)
Source: RefSeq, a predicted model, not a curated record
AUGAAACCUGCAUCGUCACAAGUCGUCUUCCCGCUUACAUUGCUCCACUCAGACCAGGAAGAGUCAGGUGGUGGUCCAUACACUGACACCGACAUUACUGUCCUCAUGCCAUACCUGUACUUCUGUCAUUCAGUGAACAAGGCGGAAGUCUUUUCGUGUUUACGGUACACGUUCAUGGACCGACAACAGAGCUCGAGUAUUUCUUUUGCCGGCGCUGACCUGAAAUAAACUAUAUUCUUAAUGAAAGUCGAUAAAAUGAAGCAAGCAUCAUCUUGAGAAAAAUUUCAAGAACUCAUCUGUCAGAUGUGCGCACCGUGAGGUCAAUGUUCUGAGAUAUGGUCCUUGCAGAGAAAUGUCAACUAAUGAAAUACCUUGGAAAGAGUUCAUGCUGCUUAUUCUGGUAUUAAUUUCCAUGAUAUGCGUGUCAGCAUCUCAAAAAGACUGCUCGUCUUUCAAUGCCGCUGAUUACAUUGGCCAGGAUACUAAAGGACUACACAUCUCAUAUGGCGACUGCUCGUUCAAGAAAACGUUUUGUAACUACACACAAGCUUGUACCAGUGGCGACGCUAACAACUGGACUACAACAGACGGUGGCGCCGUGUGUCCUGGGAAAAACGGAGUGUUCGACUCUUUCUCAGUCCUACUGUCACCUUUGUUGACUAUCACACAAAAUACAUCUCUUGUCUUCAACUAUUCUCAGACCACGCCAGGGACGCUCAGUGUGUUUAUAGUAACAACUACAGAGAUAACUGUUAAGCUUAAAGAAGUUUUAUUUGAUGGGUCUUUCCAUAAAGAGGUGAACAUCGAGCCAGCAGUCCUUAAGAUCGGCUUCAGAGCCCGGGCACCAAACACUGGCAACAACGUGACUCUGAGUUACGUGAAGCUUCAAACAGGAAUCUACACAUCUACCACAGCAGCAUCAAGCACAAGUGACACGUCACUCACCACCUCCACUGAGAGUACUCGUAACACGUCACUGACAACCUCCUUGGCUGAAACAGGUAAACCAGAAGCGACAAGCGGAAGUAGCGUCGGUGUAACUGUAGGUGUUGUGGUGGCUGUGGUUGUUGUUGUUGCUGCUGGUGUCAUUGCUGGAUUUUUUAUUUGGAGACGCCGCAAACAGCGAGAGAAUCAUAACACUGUACAGGAAGCAAAUCUGAAAGUCAGCCAACACAUCUACGAGAAUACAGGUUCAAGUGAGGUACAAAGUACAACAGCAGAAAGUACAGACUCUGUGACAUACAGAAACCUGUACGACGCCAUGAACUUUGAAGCCCCAACUAAUGACAUUCACAUUUACAAAUCUAUUGAUACAUAAACAGCAGACACAACUGACCUUUCUAAUUAGACAAACUAAUCCAAAACUCUUCUAUAUCUUUAACGCUUUUCCUUGUUCUCCGUGUUUUUCCUUCAGUAUUUAAAAGGUCUGUAUACAGGAUUUCACACUCAUGUCACCUACAGUAAAUGUACCUGAGGAACUAUUGCUCCUAUUGUAUUAAUUUUUUAAUCAGUUUGGGAGUGUAAAGCAUUAAAGUUGUCUUUUAAGU